Messenger RNA from Terrapene triunguis (Three-toed box turtle), 1022 nucleotides. It is a transcript of the gene PACRG, whose product is annotated as parkin coregulated. Gene Ontology annotation, cellular component: neuron projection; vesicle; cytosol. The transcript has 6 exons. Lineage: Eukaryota; Metazoa; Chordata; Testudines; Emydidae. Bases 68 to 832 code for a protein of 254 amino acids. Gene Ontology annotation, molecular function: Hsp90 protein binding; Hsp70 protein binding. The record is from RefSeq and is a predicted model, not a curated record.
ACGUUGCCUAGCAACCGUGAGGCGUCCCUGGAAGCGUGUUGGUGUUAGCGACAUAGUGCCUGGGGACAUGGUGGCAGAGAAAGAUGGUUCGAGCCCCCCGAAACUCACUGGAGAGAGACCCCCACAACAACAGCAGCCACUGGGGCAGCUGAGGAGAACCAAGCAGCAGGUCACCGAUGGAUUCACUGUUAAAGCCAUGAUGAGAAACACUGUGGUAAGAGGACCCCCAGUUGCAGGAGCAUUUAAAGAAAGACCAACAAAGCCUACAGCAUUUCGCAAGUUUUAUGAGCGAGGAGACUUCCCAAUUGCCCUUGAGCAUGAUACAAGAGGAAAUAAAAUAGCCUGGAAGGUGGAGAUUGAGAAACUGGACUAUCAUCACUAUCUGCCUCUGUUUUUUGAUGGGCUUUGUGAAAUGACAUUUCCCUAUGAGUUUUUCGCUCGGCAAGGAAUCCAUGACAUGCUGGAACAUGGGGGAAACAAGAUUCUUCCAGUCAUUCCUCAGCUCAUUAUCCCAAUAAAAAAUGCACUGAACCUUCGUAACCGCCAGGUCAUCUGCAUCACGCUCAAAGUCCUCCAGCACCUGGUAGUGUCAGCUGACAUGGUGGGGGAAGCCUUGGUGCCCUAUUAUCGUCAAAUCCUCCCCAUCCUAAACAUCUUUAAGAAUAUGAAUGUGAAUUCAGGAGACGGUAUUGACUACAGCCAGCAGAAGCGUGAAAAUAUUGGAGAUUUGAUUCAAGAGACACUGGAAGCCUUUGAGCGCUAUGGUGGAGAAGACGCUUAUAUCAACAUUAAAUACAUGGUCCCUACCUAUCAAUCGUGCUUGUUAAACUAACAGAUAGGACAGUUGUGUCAACAGGGAUGAUUUCAUUUGUAUUCUCAAAGGCUAUAACCAAUUCUGUAUAAUAUCGUGUUGUUCAUGCUUUCUUCCUCUACAGCUGCUAAAGUAGUGGCUUCUGGACCAUUAAACUGCUAGCACUAUUGUGAACAAGUCUUUCCAAUACAUAAAUAGUGCCUGUUCCUUA